UUAAAACAAAAGUAAGGCUCUCACAUAACAGAAUACCUGUGGAUUUACUUUUUCCUGACUCAAAAAGUGAAAAUUCUCGUGUAUAUGGUGUACGGAAGGUCACAAUGGGGUUUAUGCUGUCCAAAUCCAUGGAUCAGAACUUGAAGAAACAGCAGGAAUUUAUGCUGAUGAACUCACGGCUUCAGUUGGAAAGACAGAUAUUGAUGCAGAACCAGAUGCGGGAAAGACAGAUGGCUAUGCAGAUUGCCUGGUCUAGAGAAUUUCUGAAGUAUUUUGGAACAUUUUUUGGACUUUCAGCAUUAGGUUUAACUGCAGGAGCCUUAAAAGCAAAGAAGCCAGCAUAUUUUGCACCUCUAGUUCCACUGGGAUUCAUUUUUACUUACCAGUAUGACAUGGCAUAUGGCACCUUGCUGAAUAGAAUGAGAGGUGAAGCUGAGAACAUAAUGGAAACAGAGUACGAAAAAUUAACAAUGCCUAAAGGUGUACCCACUUUUGAUAACAUUGAAAAAGCCAGAAGAGCUCAGAGCAAGUUUUUCAUUGAGAAAUAAUUAUGUUAGUGUAUGUCGCAGGCUGGAAAUGAAUUGUUAAAACUGACUACAGUUGUUUAAAUACUAUUUUAAACCAUGUUGCUGAUUAUUAAUUAAGAGAAAAGUAAUGUCAUAUCAAGAUGUUUUUACAAAUUAAAUCAGUUUCCAGUGCUGUCUUUAUCAUGUUCAGUUUGCGUUCACUAUUAUCAGCAAAGUAUUGUUAUAUUUUUUGCAAUCCCUUUGUACAUGGUAAGGGAAGGUACUCAUAUCCUCACUGCAGCAUAGCUGCCCUAAUCCUCUUCCACCUCAGUCCAUGGGCACUAUGUAGCUUUACACAGGUGUUUAAUUCCUCCAAGCUGGGGUUAUCACUGCCCCUCUUCACCAGCAAUGAUGGGUCUCAGACAGGAGGUAUUAGAGCCCGAAAGUCACCACUUCAUCAGCUAAUGAUUUGUUGGUUAGGCCCUACCACCUGUUUGCGGUCAUUGCUGUUUGUAGGAUAUGUGGGCAGUGAUGUGACGUAUGUAACUAUAACCACCCUGGGUUUUGGGUCAUUUACCCUACACAGGCCAUUCCACGUGCCCAGCAGCAUGACAGUUCAGUGCACCUCUUUGCACCAGAGCAACAAUAGAUGGUCUACCUUUCUCAUUAGCAUGCCAUCCACUUGGGAAAGGCAGGCAGGAAGAGCUUCUUUGUUCCUUUCCUUCCCAGCACCAACUCCAGUAGACACCUGAGCCACUAUUCCUCUGUACCAGCAGGCCUGACAUUGUCAGCAAAUUAUAGUGAGGAAAAUUGCAGUUUUGUUUAAGCAAUAAAGAAUGCCGUAGUGACGUUGUUUUUGGUUUAUAAAGUAUCACAUUGCCCUUCACUCAUUUGAGAGCAUUGGUAUCAUCUGAAUCUAAAAAAUGCUUGAAAUUGUAUUUAAUUUUUAUUAAAAUGCAGUAUCUGUA
Molecule: messenger RNA, 1474 nt
Organism: Protopterus annectens (West African lungfish)
Lineage: Eukaryota; Metazoa; Chordata; Ceratodontiformes; Protopteridae
Gene: PLGRKT
Product: plasminogen receptor with a C-terminal lysine
Exons: 5
Coding region: 105-548 (147 amino acids)
Biological process (GO): positive regulation of plasminogen activation
Cellular component (GO): plasma membrane
Source: RefSeq, a predicted model, not a curated record